Molecule: messenger RNA, 1178 nt
Organism: Phoenix dactylifera (date palm)
Lineage: Eukaryota; Viridiplantae; Streptophyta; Magnoliopsida; Arecales; Arecaceae
Source: RefSeq, a predicted model, not a curated record
UCCCCGCUGUCAUCCUCCGCCGCCGCCGCCGCCGUCAUCCCUACCCCUCUUCGUCUCUUCUCCCACCCGUCAAGAUCCUACCUUUCCCAUUCCACCCCACCUCUCCACCGCCGCCGCAGCCGAAGGCUUCGACCCCAUCGACCAGUUCCUGCCCCCCCGAGCCCUAGCCCCGCCGCCUCUCCCUUCUCCGCGAGACCCUCCUCGCCCUCGCCCGCGCCCUCAAGACCGCUCCCGAAUGCCUUCCCGCCCCUCAAGCCCUCGCCUUUGGCUUCCGCUCCGGCGUCCUCCGCUCCUUCCCACUCCCCCGCCCCGCUCUCGCCUUCUUCGCUCGCUCCCUCCCGACCUCUCCGCCGCCACCGUCCGCUCCUGCUGCGCCGCCGCCCACCUCCUAGCAGCCGACCCGGCCCUCAAACCGCUCGCCCAGGACCUCCUCGCCUCCCUCCUCCAUCGAGUCGGCCCCCUUUGCGGCGCCGAGCUCCUCCUCUGGACCGACCACCACCGGUACCUCCGGUCCUACCCUACCGUCCUCCAUUUGGUUCUCCGUGCCUUUCUCAAUGCUGGAAUGGCUCCAGAAGCCUUAGAAGUAGUGCGCCGAAUGAGAGGCCGGGGGAAGACGCCAUUCUUCAAAGGCUGCUAUUCAGAAGGGGUGACUCGGAGAGUGCCUGGAAAUUGUUUAAAGAUAUGAUUGGCACAGGCCCCCAGCCGAGCUCGAGGACCUUCAAUGCAAUGAUUCUGGGGUCUUGCCGAAAAGGAGCCGUCUCUGUUGGCAAGGCCCUCCUCGGGGUGAUGCAAAGAUUUCAUUGUGAGCCUGACGCAUGCAGCUACAAUAUCUUGUUCAAGGCACAUUGUGUGUCUGGGCGGUCCUCCGAUGCCUUUGAGUUGUUUGAUUCAAUGCUUGACUCUGGUUGUGCUCCAAAUGUUGUUACUUACAAUAUACUUAUUGAUGCUUUGUGCCAGGAGGGAAGAAUGGAGGAAGCAAAAAAGGCCUUUUGAUGGUAUGGAAGAAGAGGGCCUUGAAUCUAACACAAUUACUUAUAAUGUUCUAGUCAAUGGGUAUGUGAAGGCAUGGCAAAUUGAUAAGGCGAAUGCAGUCUGUAGAGAGAUGAGGGAGAACGGACUGACCCCUGAUUGCUACACCUUAAACAUUCUUGCUGCGGGGCAGUGUAAGUUCCACAAGG